CGAUCUUAUCCUUAUUCGAUAGAAGUAGACCUACCUGCUCUAUCUGAAGUGUCUUUACUCAAUACUGAUGUAGACUAGACCUAGUACCUGCUCUAUCUGAAGACACUAUCCGUGUUCUAUACAUAGAAGUAGAAUUACCGUAGAGCUGGACGAUUACUUCUGUUUUUACAACAACUACUACCUAGGCCUCUCGAUGGGAGGUCUUUGUAGUAAGAACGGCGGCAAUGCUGUUGUGCCGAUUGGUGCGACUGAAGUGCUCCGCAACGCUCUCGAUGAUGCAGUGGAGCGACCUACCUUACUGCAGGGACAGGCGCAUGGAGGUAAAUAAAUACAAGCUUCUGUUGAGCGACAGGCGCAUCUACCGCCUGUUCACAGCAUUGGAACUACUCAUCCGCCUUGGAACUAAACCUCCACCCCCUACUCAGAGCCUUGGUCUACUUCCAGCAUCUGCUAAGCUCGCAUAGACGUUUAAAGAGAUCACUCGGGUCGUGUUAUUCAGAGCUUAGUUGUCGCUGGGAGGCUCCUUCGUUGUAAUUCAGAACACGACUCUUGUUCAAUCGUCUCAAGCACUUCUGUCGGCCCAUCGCUAUUCAGCAAAAAUGUUCUGAUAUUAGCAGGUUCAUCCUCUUCACCAGCAAAGCCAGCAGCAAAACCAAGCGCGGAGGCCGAUUUGCGAGGUAUUUAAAUUGUGUCAAACACAAAAUGUUUUUACGAAGCAUCUCGGCAUUGAAUUCGAUAUGAAGCUAAACAUUCUUGACUAGUGUAGGAGUAAGUAGUUACAUUCACCCAUGAUACCGUAUAUACUAUAUCUUUGUCCUAGGUAGAAGAUUUAAUGGUCUUAGUGUCUUUUGCUCUUAUGCAACACACAGGAGGAGAAUUUUCGUCCGUUGUCCCGCCUAAUGUCGUGACAACGAAUGAGCAAAGCUCAGGGUCAAGAGCUGCUCCUGCGGAAUAUAAAAACAACGAACAGGCGAGACAUGUGGCACAAGCGAACACUUCGAGGCAGAUAGAAGAAGAGGCACCGCGUUCAGCACAGGAACAACAAGGAGUGUUAUGAAGGGUGUGAGAAAGACAAUUAUCCUGAAGGAUGUCGUGACUCUUGUCAUUGGUAGUUGAAGCAUUUGAUUACAACCUCCUCUCGUCUAAUCAGACUAGAAUAGACUACCUUAUUAGGGAUGCACAGAAUAGAAUAGACUACCCUAUUAUAGCCAACAUAAGGGAGAGCCAGCAGAACCUACUUCAUCGGCGGUAGCAGACACAGCGAGCGGAGGUGGGGCUGGUACAUCCACUGCAGCUUAUUUACUAGGUAGCGCUACAACAUCCGCUGGACAUGCAACAUCAGUAGAAGAUGACACUUCUGCAUCGGCAGGAGAAGGCUCAAGAGAGAAGAAAAAGGAGCUGGGAGAUCCAACUACGCAAGAACUCGCUUCAUCCAAAAAAGAAGCUGAAGACAUGGUUGAGAAGAAGUAUCCAAUCGCAGCACAGGAACAAAAUCACAAUUAUCAGCAACUUACAAAAGUAGAGCAGCCCAAUUUUAUGGUCAACAUUUAGUGUCCGUCAUUCUCGGCAUCUUGGUCCCCUUUUCCCUUGUGUUCUCGUGAAAUAUAAGGCGAAAGGGGUCAAGAUGAGGGGACCGAGAUGCAUUCUAGCACACGCUAACAGUUCAUCAUCAGAUGAUCCAGCAGUAGGGGAGAAACCGGAAGUAGAAAAGACAUCGGGAGCGGAGGAGGCUACACCACGAACAGAGAAGUCACAGGAUGGAAAAGAAGUUGUCGCUGAACCAGUGGAGUCAGACAAAGGCAGUAGAGGGGCUGAUAUUAUGAUAACUGGGUCAUUUGUUCAACUUCAAAUAGUGUAGAAUCCAAAGUAGUGUAGAAAAUCGAAAGGAGUAUCGAGCGACAAGCACUAAAUCUCUGAGUUUAUAUAUGAUCCGAGUAGUAAGUAUUUCGAAGUAGAAUAUUUAGUUCAUAAUUUUGGACGUAAGCAAGUCCUCGAUAACGCUCUCAUACCUCCACGUGGUAGAGAUCAUGACCUAGAACGAUGAUUAUAGUGACGAACCUAUUCAUACUACCGACUGUGAUUGAUCCACGUAUCACCUGUAUAGGUUAUACACUUCUUCCGGCCAGUUUUAUACCGUCGCAGGAAAUGUUUCGUCUUGCUGGUGAUCUUGUGCAAUCACUUGAGACGUAAUGAAUGAAUCAUACUACCUUGGCAUGCCGUUUCAUAUGAUUAUAGUCCUUUCAUAUUAUCGCAGCCUCCUGUGGUCGUAGCUCCCACUGGUGGAGAGACCAGCGCGCCAGCAGCGGCAGAGGGUGCCCAACCGCGAAUCACCUUCCAGUGCAACAUCAUGAAAGUGCCAAGCGUGAGUGCGUACUGAUGUGAUUCAUAAACUAUCAUUAAGGGUAGGUUAAAGGUGCUUUUGUUACCGUUUGUUAUGGCUCUCCUGAGGGAGACAGGCAUAACAAACGGGAUAAACGAGCACCAAAAACCUAUCUCUAAUACCAACAGUGCAGUUUCUUACUUAGUUUCGGUUUUCAUUGUUGCAGUUGUUCACUCUGUUACCUCAAUUAGUGCAUACUGUUACCUCAAUUUGGAUUCAUAAAUGUCAUAGUAUAGUUGAUUCUUUGUUUCAUGCUAGGAUUCUUCAUCACAAACACACGAGCCCAGAGACAAAUGGAAGAUGAACAAUAGUGAUUGGAUUCCAUCGAGUUAGAUGGAGGAGUACUAUUCCUUUCCCAAUCCCAUUGCCUUACAAACUUCGUAUAACUUCGACUCUAACUACUACCUAGGUACGACACUUCAAGUUUCGGUGAAGGGAUGAAGGAGCUUAACAUAGUACCGGAUUCUGAGUCGGAAGAGUCUAGUUUUUCAGCUUCAGAACCCGAAUCUCGGGAAAAAUCCGUGACCGUCGCGCCAGAUGAUGCAGUUGUUAUGGCCAGUGUCUUUAUUCGUGCACCAGCAGAAGGAGCAUGAUUAAUUACUAUGAGUCUUUCUGUAGUAGUCCACUACUUGACAUCUUAAUAAUUGUUCGUGCCUUACUAUGGAGCUUGGUGUGUUGCGUUCAUCCGCGGGAUAGCGUCUUGGAAUAUCUGAGAACCUACUGCAAGUUCAAGCAGAGGGAUUCCAUAUUUAGCGGCAUACACUACAAGAAACACGGAAUACUUUUGCUUCUAACCCAAACGACGCUGUAACCGAAGCGGUGUUGUCGCAGCUCUAUACGGAGCUGACGACGUCUCGAGCAGGUUAAGUUGGUAGCGCCUGCAAGCUUUCAUGACUUAGUGGGAGGGGAGUUCGAAAGGUAAAGCCGGUGAAUGAAGUAGUCGAAUAGCUACUACGUGAUGUUCAUCACGUAGUUGUGAACAAAACAACUUCGUUGUCUACAGUCGUGUGGAAGUAAGAUUUUUUGUGCUCAUAAUUUACUCAUUUUCAUUUUCAUGGGAAUCGUCAUGUCAUUUUUCUGGCUAGAGUACGUAGAUAUAGUAGGUACAGUAAUUGUAUUUGUAAUGAUGUAGUGCGUGGUGUAGUGCGUGGCGCACACGUCGAGGUACAGUAAUGAUGUAGUGCGUGGUGCACACGUCGAAGUAAAGAUGUCGAUAUUUGAAGGCUUGAUAUGUGGCUGACAUGCAAUCAACCGUGAAAAAAUGUAAAAAAAAGUAUCAACCAUUUAGUGAUCUUACGUAGGUGAAACAGGUAUACAAAAUUAGUUUCUAUGUCAUAGAAUAUCUAGCUAAAACAAGAUAGAGGAGUAGAAUGUGGAUGAGGGUUUUCUCUACUAGAUAGUGGUAUCAGUUAGUCGUUUUCUCAUUUGUUGUAUAAUUGUAGAUUUUUCCUCAUAUAUGUUCGUUGUAAAGCUGAAGGCUUUCUGCUUCAAUGUUUUUUUACUAGUUCUAGCAAGUUGCUGUUCUCAUUCUUAAACAAGUUGAAGUUUCAGUUGUGUUACAUAGAGAACACCUAGUUGUUAGUCUUUUCCACACUAGAAGUACUACAUAAAUCAAUGUAAAAGCAAGGUCCACUCGAUGCUGUGCCUUCUGAACAAAUGCAGACAUGAAGAGCGAAACCCACCAAGCGCUUUAUGAGAUGAAAGAGCAUGUGGUCGUAGACUUCUGUACAAAGGAAACUGUUUAGAAAAUGCAAGAAAAUCAAAAUUGUUGAAU
Molecule: messenger RNA, 4154 nt
Organism: Amoebophrya sp. A25
Lineage: Eukaryota; Dinophyceae; Syndiniales; Amoebophryaceae
Source: the annotation of a GenBank genome assembly